Messenger RNA from Coprinopsis cinerea okayama7#130, 570 nucleotides. RefSeq lists its product as hypothetical. NCBI's taxonomy places the organism in Eukaryota, Fungi, Basidiomycota, Agaricomycetes, Agaricales, Psathyrellaceae. The transcript is spliced from 4 exons. The record is from RefSeq and is a predicted model, not a curated record. Bases 1 to 570 code for a protein of 189 amino acids.
AUGUCAGGCGCAACACCAACACUGAUUCCUCGCGUUCCCCAUUUCCCUUCCCUGAUACCAAGGCCACCGCAGCCACACCCGCGACCACUGGCUAAACGACGGGGGCCAUAUACAACGCUCAACCAAGUGCGAGAUCUUCAGAGGGAAAUGGAAGAUCUGGAUGAAGAGGAGAAUGAAUUAGAAGAACUCGCUGUGAGCGUACAUAACAGAGGGUGGAACUGGUACAUCCCCAUAGGCCGAACGCUCACUCUGCAAGAGGAGAAGAACGAUCAAGCCGAGGAUGAAGAAGACGGCGAAGAAUCCGACACUCAAUCUGCCGGGGCAUCAAACGACGAGGACGAUGGUGAAGGAGACGCGGACGCAGAUGGGGAAGGGGAGGCAGAGGGGGACCUAUCCGUUGACGUGGAUGGGGACAUGGAGCCAGAGGAAUCGGGAGUGGAUUUGGAUGCAAGUCUUGAAGACAUGGACCACGACAUGAAUGAGGAAACCUACGAGGAAGUUGGGGACGAAACCGAGGAUAUCGAGGGUGAUAAUUCGGAUUUUUUGAUGAGUGGCUCGCCCGAGUUAUGA